CAAUGUGUGAGAUUCUCUCCACUGUCUGACAGAUUUCUUCUCCUCACGUCUCCUCUUUCUUCUCUCCACCCCUCAGCACCACAGAGGCAGGCUUUGGAUCAGUUCACAGCUAAUCUAAAUACUGUAGAAGCCAAAGCCUGCAGCUCUGUGUUCAGGUCAGCUUUAGAACAGUUUACCUGGAGAAAGUUGUGUUUUAGUCCAGUGAAGUUUUCAGGUUUGGAAGUCACCAUGGUUGACAGCAUGGACAUGGAGAAGCAACAGAAGCGUUACUGCAUCCGCACUAAGCAUGUAGUCAUCAUCUGUGUGAUGCUGGUGGUGUGCUCUUUGGCAGUGGGCCUCGGGGUGGGCCUCUCCAGGUCAGACACCACCACCACCACACCAGCUCCCACAGCAGAGCCUACCCAGCCCCCUUCGCCUGGCAGGGGGCCCUGCACGCCUUCCACUGACUCCAGCGGGGAUUGGAAGAAUUUCCGUCUGCCCAACUACGUGAACCCAGUCCACUAUGACCUGCACCUGGCACCGGACCUGGACGACGACACCUACACAGGCACCGUGGACGUCCACGUGGAAGUCAGCAAGCCUACCCGCCACCUGUGGCUGCACAUUAGGGAGACGUUUGUCAGUGCCAUGCCCAGACUGACAAUGCUGAACAGCCAGGUGGACCAGAGGGAGGUGGCAGUCAAGAGUUGUUUUGAAUACAAACCUCAGCAGUAUGUGGUGGUGGAGGCCACAGAGGAGCUGCCCGUUACCGGCCCAGGAGAGGUGUACGUGCUCAGCCUGGACUUCCAGGGCUGGCUCAAUGGCUCUGUGGUGGGAUUCUACAGGGUCAUCUACACCGAGGAGAGGAAAACCAAAAAGAUUGCUGCGACUGAUCAUGAGCCAACAGAUGCUCGCAAGUCCUUUCCCUGCUUCGAUGAACCCAACAAGAAGGCCACCUACAAAAUCUCCAUCACUCAUGAUGCUAACUUUGAAGCUCUGUCCAACAUGCCACCUGAGAGCCCCCCUCAACAACUGCCUGGCAAUAAAGUGAAGACCUCCUUCCAGAAGUCCAUUCCAAUGAGUACCUAUUUGGUAUGUUUUGCUGUGCACCAGUUUGGCCAUGUGGAAAGAACUUCCGCCCGAGGAAUUCCUUUGAGAAUCUACGCCCAACCAAGUCAGUUAGGAACUGCAAUAUACGCAGCCAACACAACCAAGAUCAUCUUUGACUACUUUGAGGAAUAUUUCAACAUGACAUACUCCAUCUCAAAACUGGAUAAGAUAGCCAUUCCUGACUUUGGUACUGGUGCUAUGGAGAACUGGGGCCUCAUCACCUACCGGGAGACCAACCUGCUGUAUGAUGAGAACGAGUCGUCCUCCUACAACAAGCAGCGAGUAGCCAGUGUUAUCGCCCACGAGCUGGUUCAUCAGUGGUUUGGGAACAUUGUGACUAUGGAUUGGUGGGAUGACCUCUGGCUUAAUGAGGGCUUUGCCAGUUUCUUUGAGUACAUUGGUGUGGAGAAAGCUGAACCAAGCUGGGGCAUGCGAGACAUCAUGAUCAUCAGUGAUGUGCUUCCUGUCAUGGUGGACGACGCCCUCCUCUCCUCUCACCCUAUCAUUGUGGCUGUGUCGACCCCAGCAGAGAUCACCUCUGUGUUUGAUGCCAUCUCAUACAGCAAGGGAGCGUCCAUUCUCAGAAUGCUGGAGGACUGGAUGGGUAAAGACAUGUUCAGAGACGGCUGUCGGACAUAUUUGAAAGACUACUACCUCAAAAACGCCAAAACGGCCAACUUCUGGGCAUCUCUCGCCAGUGUGAGUGGGUUGCCGGUUGCAGAGGUAAUGGAUACAUGGACCAAACAGAUGGGUUAUCCUGUGCUAGAUCUGUCUGUCUCAGAGACGAAUGCCAAACUGAGCCAAAAGCGUUUCCUCCUGGAUCCUGAAGCUGAUGCCAGCCAGCCUCCUUCACCUCUUUGGUACAACUGGACAAUUCCAGUCAAAUGGCAAUCUGUGAAAAGCAACAAGAAUAUGUUAGCGAUGUUUGACAAGUCCAGCAAAGAGCAUGUCAUCAGUAACUACUCGCCCUCAGUGGAUGGGCUGCUGAAGGUUAACAAUGAUCACAUUGGAUUCUACAGAGUCAACCAUGACAACCACAUGUGGAACGCUAUCAGUCAACAGCUUCAAAAUAACCACUCGGAGUUUGAUGCAGCUGAUCGAACAAGCUACAUUGAUGAUGUUUUUGCUCUUGCAAGGGCAGACAUUAUAGAUUAUGGUAAUGCCUUCAACCUUACCAAGUACCUGACAAAUGAGACUGACUACAUAGUCUGGGACCGUGUGGCCUCCUCUAUCGCCUAUGUUCGGGACAUGCUGUCAGGCAAUGCUGCACUCUACCCAAAGUUUCAGAAACUGUUUCAUGACCAUGUUAAAGCAAUCUCAACACAACUUGGAUGGAAAGAUGAAGGGACACAGACACAGAGGUUACUGAGGGAGACUGUGCUCAGCAUCGCUUGUCAGAUGGGAAAUGAGGAGGCUCUGAAUGAAGCCUCUCACAUUUUUGACUCGUGGAUUAAUGGAAGCAGUGUAGCAGUGAACCUGAGGCUGCUGGUCUAUCGAUAUGGCAUGAAGAGCUCAAGCACCGAAGCAAAGUGGAGCAUAAUGUUCCAGAGGUACAAAGAUACUGCUUUGGCUCAAGAGAAGGACAAGCUGCUGUAUGGACUGGCAUCUGUGGAGAACAUGGCACUCCUCUACAAGCUCCUGGAGGCUACUAAAGAUGAGAGUGUGGUGAGGAGUCAGGAUCUGUUCACUGUGGUGCGAUAUGUGUCCUAUAACCCACUGGGACAGAGCAUGGCCUGGGACUGGACCACACUCAACUGGGACUACCUGGUCAACAGGUACACCAUCAAUGACAGGAACCUUGGUCGCCUACUGAAUCGAAUCACCACCACCUACAACACAGAGCACCAGCUAUGGAAGAUGAAGCAUUUCUUCAGUCUAACACCAAAUUCUGGUGCUGGGGAGAUACCCCGACAGCAGGCGCUGGAGACAGUGAGGAACAACAUCGAAUGGAUCAGGAGGAACGAGGAAGAGAUCCGUGGGUGGCUGGAGAACAACGUCGCCUAAAAUAGCACCACCGCAAAACAUACAGGGUGUGGUUGGAUUGAGUUUAGGUUCUUUCUGAAGGGCCUAAGCAGGGGGCUGUUGAUCUAUAUCAAUAUUAGAAAACAGAAAAUCAAAACAAAUACCCAAAUUCUUACUUAUAAGCCCUUCAAAUUGUACACAUAAUCUGAUCUCUUAAAGAUCCACUCCAGAUAUGUAUUAAAACAAAUAUACAAAUAGUCUGCUUGGAACAAUAAUUAAAUUCAAACUUUAUUUCAGACUCAGGUCCAGAUAAAAGACAAAAACAUUGCAUAUAAUAAAUUACAUACAACAGCACAAUAAAAGAUCAUGAUUUAAAAAGAAUAUAAAUACAUGAAUGUUUUACAAAGAGACAGCUGUACCAAUGUCUCCACAGCUGGGAUUGGUAGCAUGUAGUACUGAACUUUGAAAAUGAAAUCAUCUUGGUUUUAUCAAACAGUCAUUAAGCUGGCAAAUAAAUGUAUACAUGAGAUUUCUUA
Molecule: messenger RNA, 3587 nt
Organism: Siniperca chuatsi (mandarin fish)
Lineage: Eukaryota; Metazoa; Chordata; Actinopteri; Centrarchiformes; Sinipercidae
Product: glutamyl aminopeptidase
Exons: 20
Coding region: 229-3093 (954 amino acids)
Biological process (GO): proteolysis; peptide catabolic process
Cellular component (GO): cytoplasm
Molecular function (GO): zinc ion binding; metalloaminopeptidase activity; peptide binding
Source: RefSeq, a predicted model, not a curated record